CUGUGACGUGUCUCGCUGCGUAUUUGAUGCUUCUGGCUGGCGACUUUGGUGUCUCGUUUAGCGGAGAAGAGGUCAAAGUAGAAUAUUCAGUGUUAUCGGUUCUAAAUAUGGUUAGUUUCGGGCGGAUUCGGUACUGGAGUAUGAUGGAGAACCGCUGGAUUCGUGAUGGGGAUCGACUCCGUUGCACUUUACGGUGGAGGGGGAAGGAUGACGAGAGUCUGUUUGGACGCAUUCAAGCAUGGGGGAACUCAAGAAUAGUCGUGAGUGUUUAGGCUUUCAGAGAAACUUGCUUCCUACAAACUGGAGGAUCUUGCAGGUUGAGAAAAAUUUCCUACCAGGUUUGGGAGUUGCUGUGAGAGAGCACGCUUGAGAUUCUGAGUGCUCUCACUGUAGUUGGUUGUAGAGGACAGGACCACGACCUGAAGAAUUCUAAGCAUUCAUUGGCAUUAGACAAUUCUUGGAGAACAUAAGUUGAAAGUCUUCAUCUAGUUGGUGUUUCGUUAUGAAGCGAUCGAAAUACCUGGCGUUGGUGUCACUUCUUCUCCUAGUUUUCCUACCUCCAGGAGGUGCAGCUAGCCCACACGGCGAUGUAACGGAGGGGCGAGUUGCGACUUUCGGUGGGCGUCGAGGUCUUCUACAAGCUGGUCCUGGUUCACCACCUUCAACGACGCCCUCCACUCCAGGAACGACGCCUCCAACUCCAGGAACGACGCCUCCAACUCCAGGAACGACGCCUCCAACUCCAGCAACGACGCCUCCAACUCCAGCAACGAAGCCUCCAACUCCAGGAGCGACGCCCCCGACUCCAAUUACGACGCCUCCAACUCCAGGUGUUCUUCCCAGUCCUCCACCAAUUGCUCCAGCUCCUGCCCCAAUUGGAGUUACAUCCAGGCAAAAGCUUAAUGCCAUCAUCGCAGGAUCCGUUGUAGCCGGGGUGGUAGGAAUCGCACUAGUUGCCAUCUUCUGCCGCUGCUCAUGCUUGCGAAGACAAAAAAAGCUCCCAUUCCAAAGAUUGCAGAUGACUUGAUUGCAUCACCAGAACCUGCAACGUCCAGUUGUGACGCAAAUCAACAAACUACGGUGGCGGUUAGUACCUGCAGGCGCGGGGCAAUUCUUUAUUGCAUUAAGUCUCUUGCACUUUAGGUCGCUAGAAAAACGGCACACAGCCUCAGAAAACCCUUUGGGCCCUUGUCAGAAACCGAUAAUGCGUCUUCCAUAGCCUCGUCUCAUCGAGGUCCUCAUGACUCAGACUCCACUGUGACUCCAACUAGCGUUCUAAAACCUGCAAUUAAAUGGAGCUUGUGACUGCAAUGGGCAACCUUCAGCAAUUGUUAUCAGUGCGAUGCAUUGUGAGCACGAUGCAUCGUUGGAAUUGACACACUCCAGCAGCAAGCGAUGCAACCAGGCUCUCAUCAUGUCUCGGCAAGCGCACGUUUGCAUGAGGUGGAUUGCACUGUUGAAAUUAGGGCUAAGGUUUCCUUCUAAGAGUUAAAAGGUGGUUCAGUCUUUUACUUUAAACUAGGAAUAAAAAUUGUUGAGGAAUGUAGCGACCUUCAUGGGGCGAGAGUUGAGUUUGCCGAAUGAAGUUCAAGCGAAGUGAUUUGUGUUUUUGCAAACUCAAUGAUCCAAUCUAUAGAUUUGACUAUGGAUGUAUAAUGAAAAAUUUAUGAUAAAUGUUGAAUGUAUAAAGUAGAAAAUAAUUUAUUUUGCUCUUAA
Molecule: messenger RNA, 1716 nt
Organism: Physcomitrium patens
Lineage: Eukaryota; Viridiplantae; Streptophyta; Bryopsida; Funariales; Funariaceae
Source: RefSeq, a predicted model, not a curated record